AUGAGGCAUUUACUAGUACUACUGCUUAUAAAAUUCUAUGUCUUCGAUUUAAACAAUUGUACUGGUGGGACGGUUAAGAAUGGUGAUCAUAAAUUGCCGACAGUGGGAAUAUCUGUGUUAGUGCGGAAUAAAGCUCACACUUUACCCUAUUUUCUCACUAGUUUAUAUAAUUUGGAAUAUCCUAAAGACCGCUUGUACUUAUGGUUUUAUAGUGACUUUAAUGAAGACAAUAGUAUAGAAAUAAUUGAGAAAUGGGUUGAAAAAACAUUCGUUGGAGUACAAAAGAUUAUAUGUAAUUACAAACUCUAG
Messenger RNA from Arctia plantaginis, 309 nucleotides. The record is from the annotation of a GenBank genome assembly. Lineage: Eukaryota; Metazoa; Arthropoda; Insecta; Lepidoptera; Erebidae.